AUGAACAUAAUUUCAAGAUAAAACUAACGAGCUGCAUAUUCUUUAAAUUAAUCAAUGACGAAUGGAUUGCCAGUUUUAACUCCUGAAAAUACGAAUUUAUGCACGUCCCAAUUUUAUGGAAGAAAAUAUACUAAUAAAAUUUAUGAUUCACCAAAUAAUGAAAUAUAAUCUGGAAGAUAACAUAUACUUUAUUAAAAAGAUAUUGAAUAAUUAAAAGAAGAGAUUAUCUAAUUGAAAAAAGAAAAUACCAGACUUAAAGAUUUAAAUAAAUAACUUUAAUUCUAAAUUAAACUUGAUGAGGUAAAUAGAUUAUCAUAAAUUCAUUUAGAAAGAACAAAUAGAUAAAGGAACUACAUAAGAAGUAUCUGAAGACUAAAUCAAUUACAAUUAAAGUUCAAGAUUAGUAGAAAAGCUAAAGCAAGCAAGAAUGUUGCUUUAAGAGAGAUAGACAGAGAUAGAAAAUUUGAAGAAGAGUACUCGCUAUAUGAAACUGCAAGAAAUGGAAGUAUUUUGCUUAUAACUAUUGUAAGAUGGAAUUAGGCAACACAAAAACUAAAUUUGAGAUUUUAAACAAACAAUUUAAUGAAAUUUUGAAAACAGAAAAUGAUUUUUAGAAAUUCAAUAAAUUGACCAACCAAACAGUAGAAUUGGAAGAAAAGGUGAGAAUUUUAUCAAAUAGUAAUUAAAAGCAAAAAAGAAAAAUACUUUGUUUGAGAUAAGAGUUGCUAACUUGUUAAGCAAUGAGAGAUAGAUACAAAAAAUAAUUUGAAUAAUGUUAAAAUGAAUUUGGUAUAUAUAGGAAAAAUUAUGAAUAAGAUAUAUAAAAGAAAAUUAAAUAUAAAGAGAUUAUAGAUAAUUUAAAUCAACAAAAAGCUAACUAAUAAACCAUCAUUUCAUAAAUGUAAAUGGAAAUAGAAAAAUAAAAAUUAUUAGUAUUUUAGAAGUAAAAAUAAUUGAAAGAAUUGGAAGAUUAAUAUUAAAUAAAAAAGUCAUUGCUUACUAAUAAAAGAGAAGCUGAUACUUCAUUUUAAGAAGCUUUGGAUGAAAAAGUAAAUAAAAAUUUUUUUGUAUUUGCUGAUGUUGAACUUAGUAACUCUCUUAAAUAAUAAUCAGAAACAAAAAUUAUUUUAGAAGAGGAUCAUAGAGAUAAAUCUUUCAUAAUUUAAAAUCGAUUAAGUGUUGAUUCGGUAAGAGAGGAUUCAAAAUCUCCUUAGAUUUAAAGUUUCAAAAUCAUACCAGAUGUUGAAAUAUCUAGAUAAAGAUUACCAAGAGUAAAUCAUUGUGAUGUUGAAGAGAUUGGAAAAAAAUUAAAAUAUUAGCUUAUGUCUUAAUUAAUUCCUUUUGAAUCAAUCAACAGAUUUUUUGAAUCAAAAUAAGAAAUGAGUAUUUUAGAAUUAGUUGAAGUACUUCAAGCGUCUCCAUUUUGUAUUCAAUAAUAAAAAUAGGCUUUGCUUCUAGCUAGAUAUUUAAUAGAAGAUAAUACGUAACCAUAUGUUGAAUUCACUCCUUUAUAAACAGGUGAUAAUUGUGUGAUAAAAAGUGUGUUCAAAAAUAUUGUAGGAAAGUAUUAAUUAUUUGAUAUUGAAUAAUAAAAUCAAAUUAUGUUCAUCAUAAGUUAAUAAAUUUGGAAAUUCAGAUAAUCUAUUGUUGAAUAAAUAAAAAUCAUGAGUUAGAAAAAAACAAACUCUUAAUAUAGUGAAUUAUGUAAUGAAAUGGAAUUCAAAAAUGCAAUUUAGGGUAGUAACAUUCUUUUAGAUGAUAGAUAAAAAGAGUUUUUGGGAUUCUUUAUAUAUAAAUAAUUUGAUGGCUCCAAAUUAUUUGAUUACAAAAUUUUAAUUGACAAAUUUGGAAAUUAAAAUUCCUAAAAUUCACCUUCUAAAAGUAACCCUUAAGGAUUUCAAUGA
Messenger RNA from Paramecium sonneborni, 1904 nucleotides. The record is from the annotation of a GenBank genome assembly. Lineage: Eukaryota; Ciliophora; Oligohymenophorea; Peniculida; Parameciidae.